ACCCUGACAACCGGGCCUGGGCAGGUGUAGGGGGCGUGGUGUCCGGAGACGCUAGGGUUUCGGCCACGCCCCCGGGCGGUUCGGAAGGCUCUGGAGUCUGUGAGCCCCGCUGCUUGAGCCCGUGACUGUCCUCCCGAGGAGCGAGCCGGGGACUGGACAGCUUGGCCUCCUGCGGCUGGGACAGCCUGUGAGGAACGCGGAGCCUCCAGGACACGGGCGCCUCCCCUUAGCUGCCCGCCGCCCUGCCUGCGGCGCCACCUCUCGCGCGGGACGCGAGCCGGGACGCGAGCCAGGCCGCGAGCCAGGCCGAGCCGCUGCUCCUGCCUUCCAGCGUGCUUUUUGCAUCGUUUGACAUUUAGGUUCAGUUAAACUUUGGGACUUAUACGAAGAAGGAACAGUUUGGUUUUGUUGUUAGUUUUUUUGUUUGUUUGUUUGUUUCCAACAUGGCAGCCUCCAGCCGCGCACAAGUUUUAGAUCUGUACCGAGCGAUGAUGAGAGAGAGCAAGCAUUUCAGCGCCUACAAUUACAGAAUGUAUGCUGUCAGGAGAAUAAGAGAUGCCUUCCGAGAAAAUAAGAAUGUAAAAGACCCCGUAGAAAUUCAAGCCCUGGUGAAUAAAGCCAAAAGAGACCUUGAGAUAAUCCGCAGACAGGAUAUUGAAUCUUCAUCGUGGCAACCCCAAGGGAGUCAAAGUGGCACCAGCAUGUCUUAACCUUCACAGAGCUACACCAGAGCCAUGGUUCCUGGUGUUCCAUGAACUGUCUUUGAGCAAUGGUAAGUAUUAUAAACUCAUAGGCAAGACUCUCAGUGGAGUCAAGCAAGCAAGUUGUCUACCACUGUACUGUGUCCAUAAAGCAGCAGGGCCAUGUUGGAUAAAGAAGGUGAUAGUAAUGGUGGUGAUAAUAGUGUGUGUGUCUGGGGUACCUCUUAUGCCACUCUAUGCUGAAAGACCACUCUGAGAUCUAGGGAUGCAUUGUGUUAGUUUCUUACCACGAUAGCCUUAAGAGACAGACAUAGAAGAGAGAAAAGGUGUCUUUUUAGGAGAGAGGAACCCACACAUCCACACCAUUCUCACCUUUAAACAGCUCUCAGGAAGAGUCAUGCUUUAGGUGGCCUUGUCUUAACAGAAGGCCAACAUGCUCUGAAUAUGCGAGUUGUAAUGUGGAUAUGUCCUUUUCCUACAUGUUCAUGUAGAUUGUAUUGAAAAUAGCAGUUAUCCUCUGCAGCUUACACACAAUUUGAUUUCUACAGCCCAGGCUCCAAUGUCCUUUCUUUAAAAAAUACCUUCAAAAACAUGUGAAAACCGCAUUGUAAACAUGUUAAAGGACAGCCUCCUAUUUAAGAAGUGUUUGCCAGAGUGUCCCCAUGGAUCCGAGGUUGCAGCCCCAACUGUGCUUUUCCUGAAAAGCCAUGGCUAAAGUGGUCUUCACUGGGAAGCUCCUCAUGCCUCCCUACUCCACUUGUCCUUUCACAAACCAAAGCUGAGACCAGCUGUUAUGAAGCAUGGGGACAAAGGACAAUGUUGCAUCUUUUAGGGAGGGCAAAGGAGGGCUUCCCUCUUGCCUAUGCAGAUUUAUGUCUCUCUCUGCUAUCCUCCAUGUGGAGAUGAUGACCUCUGUUCUGGUGCAAGGCACACUCAUUUCCUGAGCACUUACUAGCCCAGGGAAUUUCUGUUGGGUCAGAUGCAUUUUACUUGUGUAACUAUGAAGUGUAGUUUCCUAGGUAACAUUCGAAAGGUAAAUUAUACAUCUCAUUCUCAAUCACCAUUUGAGUUCUUUUUGAUUUUGCUUUCCCUGAGCUGUAAUAGGAGUGAUGUAAAAGAAGACACAGGUUUGAGCAAGAUACACAUCAGUGGAAACACUUGUUCAGUAGCUCUCCUUCCUUGGUCAUUGUAUUUCAUCUCUUUUAAACAUAUUUACUUUAAGGUUUUUUGCUGAAGGCAAAGGAAUAAAUUAUCAUCUUUUCUCUUGCAACCCAGGACUUCACACAUUUGAGGCAUCUGCUCUACCACUAUUCUGCACUCCCCAGACCUAUUGCUUGAAGUUAAUUAGUUCCACAUUGGGCAUUUUUUAAAAUACCAGGCAUUGGGUCACAAGCUAAGUAAGGCUGUCAUUUCAAGAAUUAGUCGAUCACAAAUCAUAGACUAGCUCUAAAUCUCUCUAACAUGCCAUAACGAUCUUCAUUGUGUCAAGUUACAUUACUAUGGAAAUAAAUAUGCAUUUAAGUAUUUUCCUUUUCUCCAGUUAGACCUAGCCUAUGAAAAGUAAGGAAUUAGGCACUUAGUUCCUGAGAAACAGUAUUUUUUUUUUAAUAAAUCACAUGUAUCUAACAAUCUAAAUUGAGAAGCCGUGUCAAGGACAUUGAAGAGUUGCUUGCACAGACAUUGACCCCCAUAACAGCUAUGUCAGCACCCACUCACAGACUUUGACCCAGGAACCAGGAGAACUCUGAUCUGCCCUGAUGUAGGAUCCAGCCCUCCCACACAAAGAAGCUGCACCAUAGACUUCACACUCUUGAUAUUUUCUGAUACUAAAAAUAAAUGAGGAUGCUUGUUAAAUUCCCCCAAAAUAUCCUGUGAAUAGUGAACGCUGGGUUUGAGUGAAGACAGACUAUAUCACUGACUACCACCAUUACUGACUGUCCAGUACUCCUCAGUGGAACAUAUAUGAUGACAUUGUGUGCUGGUUAUGUACUGUGGGCUCCUCACCUUCAGCUGAAGCAAAGGCCUCAUGGAGAAAGACCUUUGACUCCAUUCUUUUGAGCGCUCCUGUCCUGGAGGUCAGAAGAGCCGCUCUAAUGACCGGAAUAGGGAGGAAGCAAAAGUAAAGUAUCUUCUUACUUUGAACGCGGUCUACGCAGCGUAAUGGGCUUGGUUUUUAUUUAAAUAAUCAUGAGCUGUAUCUGCACCUUGUAGCUGUCUGAGUGGCUGCCCACAUUUUUCCUAAUACUAAAGUACUUUUCUUCCUAGAUGGUCAGCCCAUUUUGGUUUUUCCAACAAGUUGAUGACUGUGCAUUAUUGCACCCCCACAAUUCAUGUCUAACACGUAGCCCUAGCAGCACAUGGGGCUUUCCCAGGAAGUCUUCUACGUUCAUUAGCCCUGGAGGAGGCCCCCAGUACGAUUUCUUUGCCUUUCUUUCAUGGUGAGAUUUUGAACUCCUCUGAACUAGCAAAGUUUCCAGAUGUGACUUCACACUCUAACAUUUACAGCAUGCUUUGCUGUGGUAUCCUUUGCUUAGUCAUCCUUACCCUUAUCCUGAACUUCAAGCUUCCAUGGAGACAGGGUUGUUUUCUUAUUCACAGUAUUGCUCUGUGUGCCCGUAGUUUUACUAAGUAUUUGACAAACACUUAAUAAAAGAGGAAUGUUCAAACCAGAA
Mastomys coucha (southern multimammate mouse) is the source of this 3373-nucleotide messenger RNA. RefSeq names its product LYR motif containing 4 (gene Lyrm4). The coding region runs from base 444 to 710 and encodes 88 amino acids. Gene Ontology annotation, cellular component: L-cysteine desulfurase complex; mitochondrion. NCBI's taxonomy places the organism in Eukaryota, Metazoa, Chordata, Mammalia, Rodentia, Muridae. The record is from RefSeq and is a predicted model, not a curated record. Gene Ontology annotation, biological process: iron-sulfur cluster assembly. The transcript has 4 exons.